Sebastes umbrosus (honeycomb rockfish) is the source of this 2202-nucleotide messenger RNA. RefSeq names its product major facilitator superfamily domain containing 6-like (gene mfsd6l). Bases 236 to 1999 code for a protein of 587 amino acids. Lineage: Eukaryota; Metazoa; Chordata; Actinopteri; Perciformes; Sebastidae. Gene Ontology annotation, cellular component: membrane. The transcript has 2 exons. The record is from RefSeq and is a predicted model, not a curated record.
GGUGAAACCUUAGUACCAGGUGGGAGUGUCGCUCACCGUCCAGACGGUAACAGGUGCUGCUCGCUGCAUAAAAAACUAAAGAGACCGAAAGGUGGAUGUAAUGCGGGAGUUGGAGGUGGAAGAUGACCGGUAGGAAAGUUUAAAGAAGUUUGUGCGAGGCAGGCAGAGGUGAAAAGUUUCGACCCAACAGUUGCUCCAUGUGAAACCCGUCAGCAGAGACCGUGAGCUGCCAAUCAUGAAGAGGAACAAGCAGAUAGACGUCAGGCGAGCCCUCGCUCUGGCCGGAGCCUUCAACUUCCUGUGCUCCUGCGCUAGCGCCUGCCUCCUCCCCUUCCUCACCCUGUACUUCAGACAGCUGGGCCUGACUGCCGCCAUGACGGGCGUCGUCAUGGGCACCAAGCACCUCGUAGCGCUGGUCUGGAGCCCCGUGGCGAGCCUGCUCUCCAAACACUACGACAAGAGGCGAGCGGUGAUAAACGUCUCUCUCGUGUGUUCUGCGGCGGCGGCUCUGGUUCUGCUGCUCAUCCCGCCCACAGAUGUGCACACGCAGACCUGUAACGUGUCUGAUCUGAGCGGCGGUGACCUGCUCAGGAGCAGCGUUGCACCUUCAGCAUCGUCAGCUAGAACUAAUAUCAGCGCAACUCCUGUUUCUCAGUCUGGUGUAACUUUACCUGCAAAGACGCUCGCUGAUACGAAAUCUGCUCCUGUUUCGACGAGCAAAUCUGCGCUCGAUCAGCAUGACACAUCCCAUCCUCCGCCAUCACAAGAGAGUGUAUCAGCGGCGGCUCACGACAGUGCUGGAGAACCAAAGGCCAGCUCUUUGGCGGCUCCAGCGAGGAACAAGAGGUCCGAAGAAGGGGAAGAGAUAAGAGAGGAAGAGGGGAAAGAGGGCCGUUAUGAAUUUCUGGGCAGCCUGAAGGCGAUGGACACUCAACACCAGCUCUUCUUCUUGAUCCUCAUCAUUGUGUCGGCGUGGGAGGCGAUGUCAGCCCCUCUGGAGUGGACGGCAGACGACGGCCUGUACGAGUAUCUAGACUUCGCGGAUGCUGCGGACCGCUACAGCGGCACCAGGGUGUGGGGUUUACUCGGAGCGGCAUGUGGCGUCGGAGGAGCGGGUUUGCUGGUCAGCCAGUUACGUUGUCUAAUAGCUGGUCAGAUCCCCAGGAGCGCGGCGCAUUUCUACUGCUACACCGCUCUGGCGGCUCUGACCCUGCCCGUGGCGGCCUACCUCCCUCUCUACCUGAACAAGAAGCGAGAUCGAGCCAACGGGCUCCUCAAGGCCGUGCAGCUGGUGCGCGGCUCCCCCCGCGCUCUGCUGUGCGCCGUCACCACCCUGCUGGUCGGGGCAGCGGGCUCGGCCGUGGAUAACUUCCUCCUGUGGCAGAUGCAGGAUCACGGGAGUGGCGAGCUGCACAUGGGGCUGUCUCUGGCCCUCGCUCUGCUCUCGCAGGCCGCCUUCCCGAUUCUGCUGGCCGGCCGGGUGUCCAAGCUGCUCAGCCCGGGAAGGAUGCUCGCCGUGGCGGCUGCGAGUCUCGGGUUGCAGUGCUUCUAUUACUCCUUCCUCUGGGGACCGUGGGCGGCGCUGCCCGCUCAGGUGUUGAGCUGUUUCAGCAGCGGGGCCCUCUGGUGGGCUGUGAAGGUCCAGUGCGAGGAGGUCACUACGCCCGGAGCGGAGAGGAGCGUGACGAGGGUCUACAGUGCUCUUUCUCUGCACCUGGGGAGCGGGCUGGGGAGCUUUGCCGGAGGGUUCGUGGUCCAGAGGUUUGGGCUGGCAUGGCUGUUCCGAGGAGCGGCAGCGGUUGUGACGGUGUGGUGUGUGUGUCUGCCUCUGCUCCAGUGGAAAGCCCCCCGCCAGCGCAGGAUUAACUAUUCUCGCCUUUUGGCGGCUGAUGCAAGUGAAGCCAGUGACUCUGAGUCAGAACAGGAGAGAGACUGGCUUGAAAAAGCAAUGGAAGACGACAGAAGCAAUAACAACCAUGGAAGGAGGGUAAACCACUGAAGUGUGAAAGUACAAAAGGACGCUUCAAAGAGUGCAGCAGACAGAAGACAUUUUAACUCUUUAUCAUCAAGUAGCACGGUCCAAAGCAGGAUAAGGGAUUUCCUACUCUGACAGGUUUAAUUGGAAUAUAAGUUCUGACUUUUAACUCUCAUUACUGCUCAUAACUUUUUCAUCAAAUUAAAAGAGGACCUAUUUUGCUUUUU